Messenger RNA from Thalassophryne amazonica, 620 nucleotides. RefSeq names its product intraflagellar transport protein 172 homolog. Gene Ontology annotation, molecular function: protein binding. The record is from RefSeq and is a predicted model, not a curated record. The transcript is spliced from 2 exons. Bases 121 to 387 code for a protein of 88 amino acids. Lineage: Eukaryota; Metazoa; Chordata; Actinopteri; Batrachoidiformes; Batrachoididae. Gene Ontology annotation, biological process: intraciliary transport. Gene Ontology annotation, cellular component: ciliary basal body; axoneme; intraciliary transport particle B.
UGUUCAAUGGCCAAAACGAUUUCAACACAAGCGUCGAAACUUCGUUGUCAGGCGUAACAUCACUGUAGCCGUAAUUCAAAAUCCUGAUUUUUAUACUUGCGUCAGCAAAAUUUCUCCCACAUGAGUGCCUUUCAGGCUUCCGAAAAUGCAGCUGAAACAUAUGAAGACUCUUUAACCCCGCAGGACAGCAUUGCCAAAGUGACGUGCAUGGCAUGGGCUCCAGAUAAUACCAAGUUUGCUGUCUGCACCAUUGACAGAGUGGUGUUGCUCUUUGAUGAUCAUGGAGAAAAGAAGGACAAGUUCUCCACAAAGCCUCUAGACUCCAAGGUAAGACAGACGGAAUCAGCCGUGCCUGCGGCACCGUUCACAUUUCUGGCUGAAAGGUAAUGUGAUCCAAAAUUUUUUCAUCUACGACUGCAGUUCAUAUUUGUAAGUUUACUAGGUCCAUGUCAGUGGUUUUUAUGUUUGUGGACCCAUAAGGGUUAAGCAGUGGUCACCUCACAGUGUGUACCUCUACUGUGAAAUUAUGAGUAGCGUUGAGUAUCACACCUUUCCUCAGCUCCAUGCCACAGUCUUAUGUAUUGAUGCCCGUGAGUAAACAUAAUUUAAUCUCCUUAAAA